AUGUCCACUCCCACAUCAUCGCAGAAUGUUCUGUCCACAAACAACCUCUCAGUCCUGCCACCCAUCCUCACCGAUGGGACAGUGAAACGGUCAUCGACGCAUCCGAAAGAUCGGCUCUCUACGUAUUCCAAUGUCUCGUUUGCAUCACAGAAUCGUUCGCGCCCAGGCUCCCAUGUGUUCCCGAUUUUCCAUACCAGCCUGCCAUACGCUCUUGUGCGAGACUUUGCCUAUUCGUCCACCCACCCCCUCCAUUAUGGGCCUCCCCCUCCUCGCGCCUCCGGAGUCUCCACACCGGCAAGUGAACAUCGACGCCUCUCCGACCCACCGCCUUCCUGGGAUAUAUCGCGUGGAUGGUCAACAGGCCAAUCGGGCACAGAAACUCAGACUAGCCAUGCCCAUCAACAGUUGCCAGCCAUGUCCUUUGGGGAUGGACCACCGUACAGCGAGGAUGAAGACCUGCAUAGCCCAGUUGUGACCUCGCGUCAUCGCAAGAAGUCUUCGGACGUGAAUGGCCUUGUAGAUGAGAGAGUCAUGUCUGGAACUGGCCAGGCGGUGAGCAAUGAUCGCGGAAUGCUCGUUGGCAUCAACGCCGAUGGCAGUGAGACUUAUUAUGUAAAUGAUGGAGACACGUCAGAUGAUGGACCAGGGGGUGAGUAUGUGACGUAUCCGGCAAAUGAGGGGCGUUAUUCAAUCAUGGGAUACAGCGCUCCGGGUGGCCAGCAGGGUUAUGAACAUGACACUGGAUUUGAGUCCGAAGAUGAAAUUCCCGGUGGAAACCGGUACUCUAGAGACUAUCAGUUUGCUGUUGGCUGCCCGGAUGAAGAGAUGCAUGGAAAGGCCGUUGCGCUCUUUGACUUCACACGAGAACAUGAGAACGAACUGCCUCUUACCGAGGGCCAAGUGAUUUAUGUUUCAUACCGACAUGGCCAGGGCUGGCUGGUCGCAGAAGAUCCCAAGACAGGGGAGAAUGGCCUUGUCCCAGAGGAGUUCGUGCGUCUUCUGCGAGACAUCGAAGGAGGUUUGACGUCCCUGAAUGGGGAACCGAACCUUGAGGCCACCGGGAUCGCAGAUGUCAGCCUAGAGUCCACCGAGUCUGACCAAAUAUCUACGCCAACCCAGGUAGAGCAGCAGCCACCAUUUAACACGAAUGCUCAGUCUGGAAUCAAAGCCACCAACGGUAAUACCCCAGCUGCAGCGUCGACGGAAGAUGCAGAUGCAUCUCAAUCUACAUCGGAUACCGGGGUCCCAAACGGUAAAGCGGCCGAGAGCGCCGACAAACGCUUUAGCACCUGA
This is a messenger RNA of Penicillium egyptiacum, 1293 nucleotides long. The record is from the annotation of a GenBank genome assembly. Lineage: Eukaryota; Fungi; Ascomycota; Eurotiomycetes; Eurotiales; Aspergillaceae.